AUGAAUGGAGAAGAAAGCUUCGUUGAAGAUUGCUUUGAGUUUGUUGAAAUCGAUCCUUCUGGAAGAUAUGGAAGAUACGAUGAAAUACUUGGCAAAGGCGCUUCGAAGACAGUGUACAGAGCGUUUGAUGAGUACGAAGGUAUAGAAGUGGCAUGGAACCAACUGAAGCUUCGGAAUUUCACAAGGAAUCCAGAGGAAUUGGAGAAAUUCUUCAGAGAGAUUCAUCUUCUUAAGACCUUGAAUCAUCAAAACAUCAUGAAAUUCUACACUUCUUGGGUUGAUACCAACAACUUGUCCAUCAAUUUCGUCACUGAGCUCUUCACCUCUGGCACUCUCAGACAGUACAGGUUGAGACAUAGAAGAGUGAAUAUCAAAGCAGUGAAGCAAUGGUGUAAGCAGAUUCUAAAAGGGCUACUCUAUCUUCACAGCCGUUCUCCUCCAAUUAUCCAUAGAGAUCUAAAAUGUGACAACAUCUUUAUCAAUGGAAACCAAGGUGAAGUCAAGAUCGGUGACCUCGGUCUCGCUGCCAUUCUUCGUAAAUCACAUGCCGUUCGCUGUGUUGGGACCCCUGAGUUCAUGGCUCCUGAAGUGUACGAUGAAGAAUACAAUGAGUUGGUUGAUGUAUAUGCCUUUGGAAUGUGUGUAUUGGAGAUGGUAACUUUCGAUUAUCCUUACAGCGAAUGUACACACCCUGCACAAAUCUACAAGAAAGUUACCACGGGGAAAAAGCCUGAAGCUUUUUACUUAUUGAAAGACCCUGAGGUUCGUGAGUUUGUUGAGAAGUGUUUAGCUAACGUGACGUGUAGGCUCACGGCUUUGGAGCUUUUGCAAGACCCUUUCUUGCAAGAAGAUGUGGAUGGAUUUGAUAUGAGACCUAUUGAUUACUACAAUGGUUAUGAUGAGACUGGCGUCUUCCUUAGACAACCUCUCAUCGAUCCUACUCCACUUUACCAUGAUGAACAGUUUGAGUCACAGAUAUGUGAGAUUGAUCUCUUCGCUCAAGACGAUGACGAGGAAGAUUUCGACCAUGUUGACAUUUCCAUUAAAGGGAAGAGAAAUGGUCAUGAUGGGAUCUUCUUAAGGCUCAGAAUCUCUGAUGCAGAAGGACGGAUAAGGAACAUUUACUUCCCGUUUGAGACAGCGAUUGACACGGCGUGGAGUGUAGCAGCUGAGAUGGUGUCUGAGCUCGACAUAACGAAUCAAGACGUUGCGAAGAUCGCGGAGAUGAUCGAUGCAGAGAUCGCUGCGUUAGUCCCUGAUUGGAGAGUUGAUCACAAUGUUACAGAGAACAAUGGAGGAGGAUUCUGCGGGAAUUGUGCUUCGAACGAGUAUAUACAAGAGACUGUAUCAUCAAACAGCGAACUUUCCGGUGAAAAAUCUCAUCAUCACCACCAUCAUAAUCAUCAUCAUCAUCAUCAGUUCGAUUGUUCUUCGAUUCACGGAAGGUUCGAGGAGAUAAGUUACCAAAUGGAAGGACAAGAGCAACACGGAGGAGGAGGAGGUGAUGUUGUUGUUGUCGGAGGUAACAAUGGGAUUCAUUACGCGGAUAUUUGGGGGUUGAGAGAUUCGCGUUCUGAUGACGGAGAAGAAGAACAGAGCUCGGCGAGUUUGAGUUUGAGUCCGGGGAAGGUUAAAGGAGGCGGUGGUGAUUGGUGGUCGGAGAAUGAGAUCAGGAGAGAAUUGAGAUGGCUUAAGGCGAGGCAUAACAUUCAGCUUACGAGAGUUAUAGAUCAGAAGACGAUCAGUGAGACGCCGGCGGCGAUCUCAGCUUCGCCGCCUCUUCUUUGUAGAGCGAUUUCGCUUCCGGUCGACGCCGUCGAUAUAUGA
Messenger RNA from Microthlaspi erraticum, 1827 nucleotides. The record is from the annotation of a GenBank genome assembly. Lineage: Eukaryota; Viridiplantae; Streptophyta; Magnoliopsida; Brassicales; Brassicaceae.